AUUAAAAUCUUUUCCCUUUUUCUUUUCUAUCCUGCAUGCUUCUCUCUCCCUCUCUCACUCACCGCUUCUCUCCCUUCCCUUCCGUAAGACCCGGCGUCUCUUCGCCGUCGACCACCACCACGAUCACCCUCAUCUCUCUAUCCAGUUUCUCUCUCUCACAACAAGCAGCAGUGCGCGACUAGCGCCGCGCCGCCGCCCUCGCCUAGCCUUCCCUGUCGCCCCGCCCGCCUCCUUCGGCAUCGGCGUCUCCGUCCUCUGACUUCGCAGUAGCAGCAGAUUCCAAAGCUCAAUUUCCGGUAUUUCAGUGCAGAUUCGAGGCGUGCAGUUUAUAGGAGCAUGGCUCUUAAUUUGUCAAGGCUUCCCUUCUCCAGAUUCUUCAGGCAGCUGGAGCAUGACAUGGAAACUGUCGUUAAGGUGCUGCAGCCCGGACCUUUGGGAAUAGUAGAACACAAGUUCACUGAUGAGGAGAUAAAAAGUGCCAAUUCAACUGUAAAGAGAGCAGUAGAGAACUGGCGGAGGACUUCUUACUGUGAAAGGAAUAAUCCUAUCAUGAAAGAUUUCAUAGAUGUCCAGACUUUUACUUUCCAAAACCCCUAGAUGAUCGGUGUAAUUUGUAAGCUGGUCUAUCAUUUACUUCACUACCACAGAUGUUUCUUUUUCACUAUAGGUCAAAUUACUUUACUUUCUUGUUGUGCGUCUGUUGCUUGCAGACCACAAAUAGGAAAAUGUUUGUUUGAAACUCAGUUAUCACGUUAAUGAAAAGGUACCUCUUGUUCUGAA
Molecule: messenger RNA, 780 nt
Organism: Salvia miltiorrhiza (redroot sage)
Lineage: Eukaryota; Viridiplantae; Streptophyta; Magnoliopsida; Lamiales; Lamiaceae
Exons: 3
Coding region: 337-597 (86 amino acids)
Source: RefSeq, a predicted model, not a curated record